UGCGGGCUUCCUUCAAAAGGGUUGGCGAAACACUGAAUUGAGCUCUGCACAUAAUUAGCCUGUCGUCUCUUGAGCCUUUGCAGAACUGUCGCGUCUCGGAAUCUCAUCUCCUUAACCUUUCUGCAAUACAAUCGAUUCUUUCUUUUCCUCGCCGACUUUUUUCAGCCAAGCCCUACACUGUGCUUUCGCUGCCCCGCCUCAUCGCUAUCACCAUCUGCGGACGAACACACACGGCAUAUAUACCAAGAUGUUGGAAGCACGUUUAGAACAAGCGAGCCUUCUUAAGCGGGUUGUCGAUGCCAUUAAAGACCUCGUUCAAGACUGUAACUUUGACUGCAAUGACUCGGGAAUCGCCCUCCAAGCCAUGGACAAUUCGCACGUUGCUCUCGUCUCCAUGUUGAUGAAAGCUGAGGGGUUUUCUCCGUAUCGGUGCGACCGCAACAUCGCCCUGGGUAUCAACCUUGUCUCCCUGACCAAGGUUCUGCGCGCUGCUCAGAACGAAGAUAUCUUGACUUUGAAAGCAGAUGACUCUCCAGACGUGGUCAACCUUAUGUUCGAGAGCGCAGAGACAGACCGUCUUAGCGAGUACGAUAUUAAGCUGAUGGACAUUGACCAAGAGCACCUAGCAAUUCCCGAGACGGAAUACGCUGCUACAGUCUCUAUGCCUUCUGCGGAAUUCCAGCGUAUCUGCCGUGAUCUGAAUGCGAUUUCUGAAUCUGUUGUCAUUGAGGCCACAAAGGAGGGCAUCAAGUUCUCAUGCCAAGGCGACAUUGGAAAUGGCUCUGUCACAGUUCGCCAGCACACCAACGUCGAAAAGCCAGACCAGGAUGUUUCUAUCCAGCUUAGCGAGCCUGUCGCGCUUACUUUUUCGCUCAAGUACCUUGUCAACUUUUGCAAAGCCACCUCCCUUUCCAGCCAAGUCAACUUGUGCCUAUCCCAGGAAGUGCCUCUACGUGUCGAGUACAGUCUUGGAAGCGGCCACUUACGUUUCUUCCUUGCUCCUAAGAUUGGUGAGGAGGACUAAACGGCAAGCGCACUGAUGUAAAGGUAAUAGACUAAAUAUGGGUUUACCAGCUUUGUGAUAUCGAGGGUUGUUCUAGGUCUAACAAUCGAUUUUGCCCACCGAUCUUUUUCAAUGACCUGAUAUGUGUGCAAGCGAUAAAUGCUGGCGUUCCUUUCUUUCUAUGGUCAUACUACUAAUGGGUUUGAGAUAUUAUCGGCGGGUAAUGACAUGAAAUGAAUUUUCUUGACCUCUUAACAUUACGACCGCUUUGUAAAUUUCUUUUUCUUAAAUGCAACACAUACUUGCGGGCUAUUAAUACUCUUCCUUGGUGU
This is a messenger RNA of Talaromyces proteolyticus, 1335 nucleotides long. RefSeq names its product proliferating cell nuclear antigen. The record is from RefSeq and is a predicted model, not a curated record. NCBI's taxonomy places the organism in Eukaryota, Fungi, Ascomycota, Eurotiomycetes, Eurotiales, Trichocomaceae. Bases 248 to 1024 code for a protein of 258 amino acids. Gene Ontology annotation, biological process: mismatch repair; leading strand elongation; regulation of DNA replication. Gene Ontology annotation, cellular component: PCNA complex. Gene Ontology annotation, molecular function: DNA polymerase processivity factor activity; DNA binding. The transcript has 5 exons.